Caenorhabditis bovis is the source of this 1212-nucleotide messenger RNA. The record is from the annotation of a GenBank genome assembly. Lineage: Eukaryota; Metazoa; Nematoda; Chromadorea; Rhabditida; Rhabditidae.
AUGAUAUAUUUUGAUGUGCUCGUUCUUAUAAUAUCCUAUUAUUCGACAAACGCAUAUGAUGCGGAAAUUUAUAUGACAACUAACGAAAUAAUUGAGCGAUGGGGUUAUUCGAUGUCGAUUCAUACAGUUACCACCAAUGAUGGAUACAUUCUAGAAAUGCAUAGGAUUUCUGAAGGCAAGAAUAAUUCCAUCUGGAAGAAUGGCAGGAAGCCAGUGGUUUUUAUGCAGCAUGCUUUGCUCUGUUCCAGUAGCGAUUGGGUCAUCAAUCUUCCCCAUCAAAGCGCCGCUUUUAUGUUCGCCGAUGCUGGAUUCGACGUGUGGCUUGGAAAUAGUCGAGGAAAUGUCUAUUCGAAAAAGCAUCGCAAUCUCGACCCAUCGUCAGCCGAAUAUUGGGAUUUCAGCUGGGAUGAGAUGGCCAAAUAUGAUCUUGAAGCAAUGAUCAACAAAGUGUUGAAAGUGACCGGGGAAUCGAGUAUUUACUACAUCGGUCAUUCGCAAGGGACACUCACAAUGUUCUCCCGACUCGCCGACGACGAUGGAAAAAGGUUUGCUCCGAAGAUUCGAAAGUUGUUCGCAUUGGCUCCGGUAAUGUCGGUGAAGAAUAUCAAAGGAUUGUUUCGAUUUAUUGCCCAAAACAUGAUGUCACUUCUUGACGCUCAUUAUCGAGCUUUUGGUUCCGGUGAGUUUCUCGCCAAAAAUUGGAUAUCAAUGGGAAAAUAUCUCUGCGCGACGUUCAUCUCGAAACUCUGCGAUUCAUUCAUUUUUGUGAUCGCCGGACCAGAGAGCAGCCAAUGGAAUUCGACGCGAGUGCCAGUCUACGUUAGCCAAGCUCCAGCUGGAACCUCCACCAAAAACAUUUUGCAUUGGAUGCAGCUUGUUAAUAAUGGGCGAGUUGCCAAGUUCGAUUAUGGAGCUGGCAAGAAUCUCGAGAAAUAUGGGCAUGUGAGUCCACCGGCAUACAACUUCUCAAAUAUUCAAGGAACUCGAAUUCAUAUUUAUUGGAGCGACAGCGAUUAUCUGGCGGAUAGUGAGGAUGUGACCCAAUAUAUUUUAAAAUCGCUGAAUCCUGAUGUUCUAGAGGAAAAUAUUCAUUUGAGCGGCUUCAAUCAUCUCGAUUUCACGUGGGGUCUGCGAGCUGCCGAUGAGAUCUACAAACCGAUCAUUCAAACGUGUACAGACGAUUAUAAAAAUAGCAUAAAUAUCGAACGGUAA